Molecule: messenger RNA, 1221 nt
Organism: Esox lucius (northern pike)
Lineage: Eukaryota; Metazoa; Chordata; Actinopteri; Esociformes; Esocidae
Gene: ube2ib
Product: ubiquitin-conjugating enzyme E2Ib
Exons: 7
Coding region: 28-504 (158 amino acids)
Biological process (GO): protein sumoylation
Cellular component (GO): nucleus
Molecular function (GO): SUMO conjugating enzyme activity
Source: RefSeq, a predicted model, not a curated record
AGCGACACUGAAAGGAGUUCACCAGUCAUGUCUGGCAUUGCAUUGAGCCGGCUUGCUCAGGAGCGCAAAGCGUGGCGGAAAGACCACCCAUUCGGCUUUGUGGCUGUGCCGACGAAAAACCCGGAUGGAACAAUGAACUUGAUGAACUGGGAAUGUGCCAUUCCUGGCAAGAAAGGGACCCCAUGGGAAGGAGGCUUGUUCAAACUGCGGAUGCUGUUCAAGGAUGACUAUCCCUCCUCGCCCCCAAAGUGUAAAUUUGAGCCUCCGCUCUUCCAUCCUAAUGUGUAUCCGUCAGGCACAGUAUGCCUGUCUAUCCUGGAGGAGGACAAGGACUGGAGACCAGCCAUCACCAUUAAGCAGAUCCUAUUAGGAAUACAGGAACUCUUAAAUGAGCCAAAUAUCCAGGACCCAGCCCAAGCAGAGGCAUACACAAUUUACUGCCAAAACAGAGUAGAAUAUGAAAAAAGAGUCCGAGCACAGGCCAAGAAAUUCUCUCCUUCGUAAGGGUGAAGACUCCUCUCGGCUUGGGCAGAAGGAAUGGGUCGAACGCGGAUCACCUCCCCUCUGUUUUCUCUUUGAAUGUGCCCCUCUCACAUCGGGACUCGCUUAUAAGGACUUCUAUUUAAAACUCUGACCCACAUUCUGUGCCAUCUUCUUCUCUGACCCCCCCCCCCCUUCCCUGUUCUGUUCUUAACUGCUGGGGUGGUGUGUGGCGGGAGAUGGGAGGAACUGGGUGCCGCAGCGCCCCUAGUCGCUUCCGUUUUUAGCCGUAUUACUUGUCUUAUGGAGCGAGGGACAGCGCAGCGUACCAGUUCCAGCAUUGAUUCAAAAUUAGCCCAUCCUCUGUCGAGGAAGAGAUCCACUUGAUUUCGUUAAACCCUCCACUCUUGUUUUCCCUGAUUUUAAUGAUGUAAAUUUGCUAUUACUUAAAUGUCAGUAUUUCAACUGCUGUAUAAUGAAUGGCACUUUUAUACUGCCCUAUCUCACUAGUGUCUGUAGAUGGCUCUGUCUGAUUGUCUUAUGCAGGUUUUCUAUUCAGCAUGCUGUAAUAUAAGAGUAUCUGCUGCCUUGGGUGUCUUUUGUUAUUUGGAGUGUUUGCUAUGAAAAAAGAAAAUGGCUGUGUCCACUCUAAAGGCAGGUAGGCUUCUGUAUCAGACUCUUUAUGUUUGUAUGGUGCUUUGUUCAUGUAUGUGUUAAGAGUAAAUAAACUGUUUAUAUAAA